GUCUGUGUUGCAGCCGCUCGCCCCGGGGGCCGGCCGCGGACAGCACCCCCAGCCCGCCCGAGGGAGGGAGCCGCCCCGGAGCCCGGCCGUGCCCGGAGCGAUGUCCCGGCCCGGCGGGGGGACCCCAGCGCGCCCCGCCCGGCUCCUGGCUCCGUGAGCGGGGAGCGAUCGCGCAGCGCAGCGCACUGGGUGGUGGCCCCGUGGAGAGGAAGCCCCAGCCGUGGCGCUACCUCUCCAGGGCGCAGCAGAUGUUUCCCGGGGGCGUUGCUGAGCCCGGCCACAAGGGGACCAUGCCCUCCCGGCGGAGCCAGGGCCGAGCUGCGCCCACCGCCCACUGACGGGCCCCCUCCCUGGGGAAGACCAUGGUAAGGGCUCCCAGCCCUGGCCUGGACAGAGCCACCUCCACGUGAGCUCCCCGUGCCCUCAUGAUGAGCACAGCCUACAUCGUGCUGGAGUUGAUCAUUGCGGUGCUUGCCAUUGCCGGCAACGUCCUGGUGUGCUGGGCUGUGGCCAUCAACAGCACCCUGAAGAACGCCACCAACUACGUCCUGGUGUCGCUAGCCGUGGCCGACAUUGCCGUGGGCUUGCUGGCCAUCCCCUUCGCCAUCACCAUCAGCGUUGGCCUCGAAACGGAUUUCCACAGCUGCCUCUUCUUCGCCUGCUUCGUACUGGUGCUAACCCAGAGCUCCAUCUUCAGCCUGCUGGCCGUGGCCAUCGACAGGUACCUGGCCAUCAAGAUCCCGCUCAGAUACAAGAGCCUGGUGACCGGGAAACGGGCAAGAUGGCUCAUCGCCGUGCUCUGGCUCCUCUCCUUUGGGAUUGGACUGACCCCACUGAUGGGCUGGAACAGAGCCCCCGAUGGGCAGGAAAACAGUCGCUGCCAGAAUUCUACCAAUAGCUCGGCCAACCAGCAGGGCUGCUUAAUAAAAUGUCUCUUUGAGAAUGUGGUCACCAUGAGCUAUAUGGUCUAUUUCAACUUCUUCGGCUGUGUGCUCCUCCCACUCUUCAUCAUGUUGGGCAUCUACAUCAAGAUCUUCACGGUGGCCUGCAAGCAGCUGCGGAAGAUGGAGUUGACGGGUAACUCCAGGACUACCCUCCAGAAGGAGGUCAAUGCGGCCAAGUCUCUGGCCAUCAUCGUGGGGCUCUUUGCCUUCUGCUGGCUGCCCCUGCACAUCCUGAACUGCAUCACCUACUUCCACCAGGACUUUGCCCACAACAAGCCCGAUUGGGUGAUGUACAUGGCUAUCAUCCUGUCCCAUGCCAACUCGGUCAUCAACCCCAUUAUCUAUGCCUACAAGAUCAGGGACUUCCGCUGCACCUUCCGCAAGAUCCUCACCAAGUACAUCCUCUGCAGGAUGGAGGAUGUCCCCAAGGGCUCCAAUGGCAACAUCCGGCACCUGACUGUCAGCAAUCUCAACUCUGCUCCUGUAUUUAUCUGACCAUGCCUGUCAUCCUGCAACCUGACCCUGACCAACCCUACCCUCCCCACUCCUUGUGCCUAUGUGGAGGGUGGACCAGGAUCCCGAUGAGUCCCACUAAAUAAUGUACAGCUCUAUUUUUUUUAAUUUUUUUUAUUUUAACAUAGUGCCUCGUAGGGGAAAACAUGGCUGGGGAGGCAAUGUCCUGCCUACCCUCUCUCCUGACCUUCGAGUUAUGGGGGGCUGGUGAUUGCAUUUCUUCCUAGGUCAAAGGUUGGAAGCCCUACGUCCUGGGGUAGGUUUCCCCAGCCAUGCUGCUCACAUCAGUUCCUGGCCUUUGGGAUUUUAUUUAUUUAUUUUUGGCUCACUCAGAAGGAUUUUUUGUUGUUGGUUCAUUUUCUAUGUACUUGAUGCCACUUUGGUAAAGACCCUAUUUUUUCCAUCAAUUGUUUGAUGCAGCUAGUAUUCUCCCAUGGGAAAUAAUCUUAUGUAGCCCAGUUGCUAGUGUAAAACUGAAGCCAUGACCCAGAGUCAGAGGAGAUGGGCUGGUGUUAAUGAGGAAACAAGGCAGUUAAAUGGAGAUCCGGCCACGUUCGUAAAAGGAUGCCCUGCUCGAAGACUGAUAGUUGAGAGGAGAUCUUGUGCUCACCCCCUUUCAUAGGGCUGACUAUGCUCCAUGGAGCCUGGUAGCCCAUCUCUAGCAGUGAACACCUGCUGCUCUACCAAAAAGCCAAACCCUGCUGGUAUUCACAGUGAGGUUGCUUCAGUGGCCACUGAUGUCAAUGAAAAGAUUCCACUGAUUCAUGGGCUUUGGGGCAGAUCCCUAGAGGCUGGUCCUGUUACCCCUGAAGUCAAGGGCAAAGCUCAUGCUGCCUUCAAGAGGGCAGGAUCCAAGUGUGUGCUGCUCUGUGCCCUCAGGAGCUGCAGCUCCUAUUGGCCUUGCACCUACCUGCUGUUCUGAUGACUGUCAGCCCCAGGGCCAUGCUGCAUUCCCAGUGCACGGUGGGGUGAGCUCAGGAUGGUGAGAAGUCUUUCUCCUAGCUUUGGGGGGGUUAUGUCUGGUUAUCUGGAGGGGAUUUAAUUGGCCUGUGACGUUAGAAUGCUGUCUUGCAAGCAACGGCCCCAUGGCACAGCCCAGCCCUUUGGAACAGGUGUUAACGAGAGAGCAAGGUUUGGUUCUUGGGGGGGGGGGG
Messenger RNA from Malaclemys terrapin pileata, 2611 nucleotides. RefSeq names its product adenosine A2b receptor (gene ADORA2B). The record is from RefSeq and is a predicted model, not a curated record. Gene Ontology annotation, molecular function: G protein-coupled adenosine receptor activity. Lineage: Eukaryota; Metazoa; Chordata; Testudines; Emydidae. Gene Ontology annotation, biological process: adenylate cyclase-activating G protein-coupled receptor signaling pathway; vasodilation; G protein-coupled adenosine receptor signaling pathway. The coding region runs from base 426 to 1439 and encodes 337 amino acids. Gene Ontology annotation, cellular component: membrane. The transcript is spliced from 2 exons.